GUCAGUCUUCUCUGUUUGUUAUUCCCACUCCUUCGGUGUCACUGUCUUUAAUUAAAUGUCUUCUGAGCUUCUUUUCUCCCAAUUUUAACUCAACUCAGUGUUUAUUUGUUUCACGGAAAAUGCCGUUUUAGCCAGUUACCCAGCUAGCUUCUGUGGUAAUGGCCCACAGCCAUUAACAGUUAUAUUGGGGUGGUGAGGAGCCCAGCCAGCAACCAGCCAGGGAACCCGACGCAUAGAUUAUUAUUAAUUUAUUGUCAUAAUUUAAAUGUAUCAUUAUCACCAAAGCACUUCCAACAUUAGCUUCAACAAUCACAUUAGGCAGUUGAGUGGCAAUAAUUAAUCUCACUCACAAUUUGGGGAAGCCAUUCGAUUUUAAUAAUAAAGUAACCUGCGUCUUUUAACAUGGUGGAGAAUUGUAGCACCUCUAGCGGCUGCAGGGGUCACAUGGAUAAUUGCAUGUGUGCAAAUGGAAGGUAAUCAAUGUUCACUCAAACAAUUUAUGCAAGAAAUAAAGAAAGUAGCCUCAUACCAGACUGCAAUCUGUAUCUAACAUAUCUCUAUUUAUUGUCAACUUGGAAUGUUUCUGUUCUGUUUACAACCAGGUUAAACAAUAAUGCAAAACGGUAUAUAUAUAAAACUUAUACUAACGUUUCUACAGUAACCUAUUUUAUACUGAGAAAGAGGAAGGAAUUAAUUAUCGUGUAAAAUAAGCUGUGGAUGAUAGCUCCAUCACCCAAUCAAUGUUUGAACUUAUUAUAUUUCAAGCACCGGCAAGGCCUUGCGUUCUGGGAAUCUAGCAAGGCAGCGUUGCGUGUGUUGAACUCUGCUCGCCCGUUUUUUUAGAAUGCAUCUUUCGCACACAUCGAGGGAAACCUGUACGUAUGUCGAACAUCUUUCGUACCGUAUUUAUCCAUCGUGCUAAUCGGAGGUGCGUGAAUACGAGAACUCUUCCCUAACAUCUCAGUGCGAUGACAGUAAAAUUGUGUUAGCCGUGGCCUGGCACUGCCUUAUCCGGCAUCACCGAACAGUGUGAUUAGGCCGCUUUACUCCGUGCUGAUUCUUUGCAGUUUUCUACUCAGCGGGGGGACACAUCAUUGCCUGCCUUUUGCGACUGAACCCUAAUACGGGAAGAACCAAGCGCUCUGGUCCGUGUUUUAGCAAUAGCCGAAAGUCAGGUGUGGUCACGGGUAAAGGUGGAACGUGUUCGUUCGGAGACGAUUUUCAAGGAUCUCUGAACCAGCCUUGCCCUACAGAAAACGCUUACUCAAUGGUUAUUUUUUCUCAACCUCAAAUGACCCGUAUGCGUAUUUAAAAAAAAAAACAACAACUCCAAGACGAACAAGGGCGUGAUACAUGCACACGGUGCACUGUGCUAAUCCAGCUUCUAAUGUUGCAUGAAUGCAAUCAGAGGGUAGUAUGGGGCAAUGCUUACAUUGUUUGAGUAUGUAAAACCUCGUUAACGUAGCUCUUAUUAUACUCGUAAGCACGAGGAAUUAUGCAAGCAAUUGAUCAGCAAGCGCUGCAACACUUGGCCAAAAUGUGCUACUUGAUUCCAAAUACACUCUGUGACAAUGAAUUGGGAGGGGACUUUACGUAACGCGGUCACACACACACACACACACGCAUCAACACGAUAAGCCAAUCAAAUGAAAGGAAAACUAGCAAAAAAAUAAAACAAAUCAGAAUGAAUGGUUGUUGCUCUGCCCCGAGCCGGGGCUGCAGCCCCGUGGCAUCUCAACCAUUCAGACCUCAUGCCCAGCGGCAGAAACGGGGCGGGAGUCUUCCUCGGUGCACGUUGGGCGAGCCCCGCCAAUCGGUAGAGUGCACCUCGGAUCGGCUUAGUGUCGGCUCAGAGAUUUGCAAACGCGUCUGUUUCGCGUUGGCGAGCGAACGGCUGGGACAGGUGUUCGCGGUACCUGAUCGUAUCUGAAAGUCGUUCGUGUGUGUUUUAUAUACACACGAGCAUCUUCUGAAGGUAUAAUUAGCUCCAAUAGGUAUUCUUUAUCGUUUUUAGUAAGCUGUGUUUUUAAAAAAUAUAUAUUUGCGUCGAUUUCAACGAGCAAAAGUUUUCACCCCCCCCCCCGCUGACUGCGAUGGGAAACUCGUUAGGCUGUGUCGACAACCAGGAGCUGGAUUUCGAUCCAACAAAGGCUCCGCUUGAAGCCACCUCGGAGGUCGUCAACAAGACGUACAAGGGCAAGAAGAAAAAUAAGUCGAUGCUGAAGAAGCGCUUAUGUGUAUCAGACCCAGAGGCUCUGUCAAAAGAAACGGCAAUACCAGUGGAUGAAGUUUCACUCAGCACUGCUGUCCUAAACGAGUUUGAUUUACUGUCUGCGCAAGAUGACGGGAGAGUCAAGGCCCGGCUAUCGAAACACAGCAACAUUAGUUCGCUGGAAGAGGCUUUGGAUGCUCAAGAUGAAGCUGACCAGGGUGAAGAGCAGGAGGAAGAAGUGAAAGAGGUCAUCAAGGAGACUGAGGUCGAGGGAGUGAAGGUGACCAUAAUUGAACGCACGAAAAACAAAGUCUCAAAGUCUUCUAUGCAGGAUUCAGUGUCCGAGAUGGAUCAAUCGCAGUGUGGAGAAUUGUCCAAGGAUGACGUCAGCCUGGUUUCUACCGGAGGCUCGGGACUCAAACGGGUUUCCACGUCCAAGAAGACCAUGAUCACCACGGAGAUAGUGCUUCAGGAGAUCGCUGAUGUCGGCAAGUCGGCAAGCAUGUCACGCUUGGAACAGGUGCCAAGAGCCAAGAGCGGGGACCACAUUGCCGGUCAGAUUCACGCAAUCAGCUUGCACUCGGUUGUUGACCAGAAGAACAGGCGUGGAAAGGUGGACCUGGCGUCUGCAUUCCAAACUUCACCAACUUCACCGACCUCUGGACCCAAUCCAGAGCAGAGGCGGCAGAUUUUAGGAGAAGAUGGAAACGAGUCGCCGUUAAGCGACAAACAUAGCGCCACUGGGGUCACAAGCACUGGUGGAGUGGUUCCAAUUGUGGCAGAAAGAUACGGCUCGUCAAAUGCAGACUUCAAUGGGAGUAGCGUUUCUUCGUUGAGUGACCCAGACUCUGGUAAUUUUGAGCAGAGCGUGAGAAAACUGAGUCAGAUGAGCCCUGCAAAACGCCGAUUUUUCGACCUCGAGCCACCGGUUAAUAUUCAUCCUGCCAACUCCACGACAGAGGGUGACACGUUAGUCACUCAGCCGAAAGGCAAGCAAGAGAGGUCUGAUGGUAAAGAAGAUGUGUCUCCAAACCUCAGCGGCCUCAGCCUUGCCAUGCAAAGCAAGGCUCCAUUACGUUCAAUGAAAGUCCACGACGGAGAAUUGUUGGGUGAAUCAAAUGCGCUUGUAAAGCGGGCGGCCACGCCGAAUGAGGGACAUGCAACUGGGAAUGCUGAUGGAUGGUUGAAGGAAGAUUUAGCCGCUCAAGACAACGCCGGUCCUUUUGAAGUCGAAAUGGAGAGCGCUACCCCUGCUCUUGAAGCCAGAGAUUCAUCGCGUGAAAUGGUGUCGGCGGGGCAGGUGGGCGGCGGCACGCCAGGCAGGGAGCGGCUACUGGCUUGGGCGCGGCUGGUCGCAAAGGAUGUCCCCGGGCUUUCGUGCCACAACUUCUCGAGCAGCUGGAGGGAUGGGCGGCUGCUCUGCGCCAUCGUCCACGCGCACAGGCCGGGCCUCGUGGACCUGGAGGAGGUUCGGCGCCGGGGCGCACGGCAAAACCUGGAGGAGGCCCUCUCGCUCGCGGAGUCGGAGCUCGGCGUGCCGCGGCUGCUCGACCCGGAAGAUGUGGACGUGGACGCCCCUGAUGAGAAAUCCAUCAUCACAUAUGUGUCCGCGCUGCACAAUGCCCUUCACAAGCAAGACGGGCAGAGCCGUGUCGCCCUGGAUGCGAAUGAGGAUGCGGACGAGUUCUGGAGACUGGCUGCCUCCCUGCGAGUCUGGAUUGAGGAGCGUACCAUCACCCUGAAAAGCAGAACCUUCCCGUACAGCAUCGACAAGCUGAUGGUGAUGCAGAAGGAACACGCUCUAAUGAAAAACUCAGAGUUUCCAAAGAAGAAAGCCGAACUGCUGCAGCUGGAGGAGGUGUACAAGUCGAUGGAGCUCAGCAAUGACGGGCAUGAGGCCUGCCGGCCCGACGAACUCCGUGAAGCCUGGAGUGGCCUGCUCAACGCGUCCGCCAACUACGAAGACGCCAUCGUCACCGAGGUUCAAAGGCUGGAGAUGCUACAGAGGCUGGCGCAGAAGAUGGAGGUGGACACCAACACCUGCGCCGAAGGCCUCAACAAAGUCUACGAGGCUCUGCAAGCCGACGUGGCUCUGAUAAACUCUGGCCGAGUCCCACAGCACGGGGAGGAGAUCUCCCGCUGCCUCUCGGAGAUCGAGGUGUUUGUGCAGAGUCUCUAUCCCGACGUGCGGACGCUCACAGACGGAGGUUGCUCCCAGCCGGAGCUGCUGCAAUCCCGGCUCCGGCGGCUGGAGGAGCAGGUGGCGUCUCUGCGAGCGGAGCACGCGAAGAUCACGGCUCACGCCGGGGAAGGGGCUCGCAGCCGUAGCCGGGACGAGGCCCAACUGCAGGCGGCGUCUUCCCAGCAGGACCAGACCGCCGCGGCCUACCUGCAGGAGCUGCUCACCUGGGUGCAGAGCAACCAGGCAACGGUUGACAAGUCUGGCUAUGGCAAAGACUUGGAUGAGACGACGGCUCUGCUGGAGGAGCAAAAGGCCCUUCACCAAACCAUCGAGAACUUUCGGUCAAGCCUGGGUGAAGCUCAGGAAACAAUGCAGAGUGUGUCGCAAGGCAGCCGCUACGACUACAGCAAAUCACUGGACAAGCUGGAGCAACAAUACAGCAAACUCUUGAACGGCUCGCGAGCGCGGCUCGGGCUGCUCGAGAACCAGCAGGGCUUCCUGCGCCGCUGCCAGCGGGAGAUGCUGUGGCUGACGCAGCGCGAGGAGCGCGAGGUCGCGUACGACUGGAGCGACCUCAACCCCGACCUGGAGCCCAAGAAGGAGGCGUACGCCCUGCUGGUGCGAGAGCUGGAGCAAAGGGAGCCGGCGUUCCGGGAGGUGGUGCAGGCCGGGGAGGACUUGGUUGGCGAAGGCCACCCUGGAAAUCCAACCAUCCAGGCCUACCUGCUCGCCCUCAAGACCCAGUGGUCUUGGCUGCUGCAGCUGUGCUCCUGCGUCGAGACGCACCUGGCCGAGAACACUGUCUACUUCCAGUUCUUUAAGGAUGCCCGGGAGCUGGAGCAGCAGCUGCGGCGCGUGCAGGACACGGUGCGUCGCCGCUACGCGUGCGACACGAGCACUUCGCUCGCACGCCUCGAAAACCUCCUCCAGGAUGCCCAGGAGGAGAAGGAGCAGCUGUCGGAGCUCAAGGUGGGCACGUCGAAGCUGCUCAAGCGAGCCAAGGCCGUGGUGCAGCUCAAGCCUCGCCGGCCCGAGUUCUCGCCGCGCUCCCCGACCCCCGUCACGGCGCUCUGCAGCUACCACCAGGACCAGGUCACGCUGACCAAGCACGACGAGUGCUCGCUGAGCGGGGUGGAGGACGGCCGCUGGACCGUGAGCAACCCCUCCGGCCGCUCGGGCACCGUGCCCUCUGUCUGCUUCCUGGUGCCGGCGCCCAACAAGGAAGCGCUCGACUCAGCCGCACGGGUGGAGCAGCGGUACCAGGACAGCGUGUCUCUCUGGAAGCAGCUCUACGGCAAAAUGCAGGGCCUGUUGCUGUGGCAGCACCUCCAUGCCGACAUGGGCAUCGUCACGGCCUGGAAUAUCGACAACUUCCGUGGGCUGGCAGAGCAAGACUACCUGUCCGUGAUGGAUGCCCUGGAGAGCCACUACGGGCAGCUGGAGGGCCACAACGAGGCGAGCCAGGCCUUCUCCGCGGCCGAGAUGCAGCAGCUGCGGGGGGACGUGGCCGCGUGCCGCGCGCGCUACCAGCAGCUGCUGGAGCAGCUUGUGCUGGAGGAGAGGACGGACGAGGACAGCGAGCAGCUGCUGUCGGACCUCGCGGCGCUGUCUCAGCAGCUGCGGGAGUGUCAAGAGCAGCUGGCUCACGGCGUGCGCACCCCCCUCGACGCCGAGACGGCUCAAUACGUGCAGCUGUGCUUGACCGCGCAGGAGGGGCUGCACCGGGAGGUGGAGAGCCUCGGCUCGGAGGCGGACCGGGUGGCGCGGAAGUGCGAGCCGGUGCUGAGCCAAGGUGUCGCGAGCCCUCGCCUCCACGCUCUGAGGUCCCAGCUGGAGCAGCUGCAGCACUCGCUCCGGCAAACGCACAGCCUCUCGCUGCUCUACCGCGACAAGCUGAGCAUGUUGAACGAGGUCAAGACCAGCAUGGAGGAGACGGAGCGACUUCUCGCCUCCUACGAGGGCCGACUCUCCGAGGAGAGCGCCAUCCCGAACGAGACGGACAGCAUCGACGCUUACCGCAACACCGUCAGGCAAUGGCAGACGGAGGUGUCCCAGAAGCGGCGCUCGAUGCGGGGCCUGGAGGAGGCCCUGGACCGCGCGCUGACCGUGGGCGAGCGUCUGUCGCGCACGCACGGCGAGGCCUGCGUGGACUUGGCCCGCAUGCGUGACGCCACGCAGGCCCUGCAGGGCCGCUGGGAUAGCGUCGACGCGCAGGUCGACUCGCGGGUCCGUGACCUGGAGAAGCUGUCACGCAUCCUGGGCCACUACCGUCAGUCGUACCAGACCAUCAUGCAGUGGGUGCAGGAAGUGGGCAGCCAGCAAGAGGAGCCCCUCCCCACGCAGACGGCCGACUACCAGGAGCUGAGCUCCCAGCUGAACCAGCACAAGGAGCUGGUCACUGAGAUCGACAGGAGGCAAGACAAGGUGAACGAGUGCCAGCGUUACUCCGAGCAGUACUGCGCAGCGCUCAAGGAGUAUGAGAUGCAGCUGAUGGAGUAUCGCGCCCUGGUGGAAUCGGCGCACAGUGGCCCCAGCAGGCACCAGUGGCAGCAGUCAGAAGCUGACACCAUCGCGCAAGAGUUUCUCGAUCUGCGAGGUCGCUACACGGCUCUCGUGAACCUGACGGGUCACCGCGUGAAAACCAUCAGUGACUCGCUGCAGCAACUACAGCAGCAGGAGGAGACGACGGGAAAGUGCACCGGGAUUGGAGGGGAGUUCGUGUCCAGCGACCGCGGCGAGGAUUGGGGUGGAGAGGAAACGGCGGACACCUGCACACAGGUGUCAGCAGGGAGCCAGGCUCCACAGUGUCUGCAGGCCUUCAGUGAUGAGAGUCCAUCAUCAACGCAGAAUGCACUGCCGGAGCAAGACGCAACCGAUUCAGCUAUUUGCCUGAACGAAGACUCGGACGACGCGCAGAUAGCUCGUGGGGCCGAAGAGGAUCCGGCACGGGACGCGACCUUCUCGCUGGGGUCGCUGGACGGCUCGGAAGCGCUUCACGCGGAGCGCGACAGCCACCGCAGCGCAGACGGAGACGACGAUGAAGACGAGACGCAAGGCUGCGAACUCGAAUCUCCUUCGGUUUUCAGUCGCGAGCACGUGGGCCUUGCCACGGCGUUAGACCAACAGCUUGAAGACGAUGAGCCCGAAGACACAAGUAAAGCCAAGGAGGGCGACCCUAGCUCUCAGGAGCAGCAGUUUCUGGACAGCUGGAAAGCCAUGCACACAUGGUUGCUGGAGAUCUCAGACGCCCUGAGCCAAGAGCCGGGCUGUGACGAUGGCAUCGAUACACUUACGGAACGGCUCCUCAAGCUCAAGGAGCUUCAGGGAGACCUGCGCGCUCAUGAAGAGGCCUACAAGGCGUGCGUGGAUCUCGGAGAGUUGGCGGUCGAGGCCGCGGCCCUGAUGUCAAACCACGGCCAACUGCAGAGCAUGCUGGGAGAGCUGCGGGGCACGUGGGAGAAGGUGCAGGCCCUGUCUGCCGAGCGGGAGCAAAGCUUGGAGGCAUCGUUGAUGCUGUCAGGGCAGCUGGUUGACGCCCUGCAGGCCCUGUCCGCGUGGCUCGACGGCGUCGAACCGCUCCUGUCACCUGACUUUCCCGUCCUGGGCGACAUGGACACGGUCGCCAGGCUCCUGGCCGAGCACCAGGCCCUCCGCGAGGAGCUGUCGGAGCAUGGGCAGAGCGCGGAGUUUGUGCGCCGCGCCUCGCGGGAGUGCGCCGCGCUGGGCGGAGGGAACUCGUGCGGCAUGGUGGAGCGCUCCGAGGCACUGCUCGCUCGCUGGGAGGCCGUGUGCCGGCUCGCCACCGCCAAGGAGACGCGCCUCCACGCGGCGCACCAGCAGGCGGAGGAGCUGGCGAGAGCGAUGACGCGGCAGCUGGAGUGGUGCACUUUGGCCGAUCGGAUGCUCUACCCGCACGACGCCCUGCCUGAGGAGGAGGAAGCCUUGCAGGAGCUGGCCAGGCAGCACGCGGAGUGGAUGCUGGAGCUGGAGAGCAGGGAGGAGGAGAUGGCAAGGAUCUCUGGCCUGGCUGAUGCCAUCUUGUCUACCUGUCACCCCGACGGCACGAACAGUCUCAAGCAGUGCCUGGCCUCGGUGCACAACAACUUCCAAGAGGUGAGUGGCCGGGCCUGGCGGCUCCAGGCCUGGCUGGACACGUCGCUGCGGGAGCUUGAGGAGCAGGCACACCUGGCGGAGGAGAUGUUCCUGUGGCUGCAAGAGGCGCAGGACUCGCUGGCCGAGAAGGAGACGGAGCUCCUGCCCCAGGAUGAGGAGUCCAUACAGGGCCUCAUCGACGAGCACCAGAGCCUGAUGGAGAGGAUGAUGCUGAAGCAGCCAGAGAUGGAUCGCCUCGGUAGGUACAACAGGCGCAAGCUCUCCAGCGAGUCACAGCUGAGUGGGCCCCUCUCCCCGUUCCUGGACAAGACGAGGACGCGCAAGCUCUCGGGCUCGCAGCCCGACAGCCCCGUGUCGUCGCCGCUGUCCCCCGGGCCGCUGUCUGAGCCGCGAGACCCCCACGUGACGGCGCUCGUGGCCUGCUGGCACCAGGUGUGGCUCGCGGCGCUGGAGCGGCAGGGCCGGCUCCGUGACGCCCUCCAGCAGAGCCAGACGAUGCGGCAGGAAUUGGAGCAGGAAAAGUUCAGCUUCGCACAGUGGAGGAAGCUCUUCUCGCAACAGACGAAGCUGAGGAAGUCUCGUCUGAUGGAUAUCUUCCGGCGUCUGGACGGAGACCAGGACGGCCGCAUCACACGGGAUGAGUUUGUCCGCGAGAUCUCUCUGCUGGGGCUGGGCAGCGAGGAGUGGGAGCUGGACGCCGUGGUCGGGAGGUUCGGGGUGCAGGAGGGCACGCUCGUGGACUACUACCAGUUCGUCUCCGAGCUGUGCCCCAGCAAAGCUGGCGGCACCAUGACAGACGCCGACAAGAUCGACGACGAGGUCAUUAGAAAGGUGUCCGCCUGCAAAUGUCCCCAGAGGUUCCAAGUGGAGCAAGUAGAAGAAAACAAAUACAGGUUUGGGGACUCGCAGCAGCUGCGCUUGGUGCGGAUCCUACGCAGCACGGUGAUGGUACGCGUGGGCGGGGGCUGGCUCUCGCUGGGCGAUUUCCUCCAGAAGAAUGACCCGUGCAGAGCCAAGGGCCGCACCAACGUGGACCUGCGAGAGCGGCUGUCGUCGGGCGAGGGCGGCGGCAAGGCCAUGGUGCUGUUCCGGAGUAAGAGUGGGGGCGUGAAGGUGGCGGCUCCGAGCCGACACAGCUCCACCAGCAGCCUGCCCAGCCUGAGCGCCUGCCCUGAAGACGCCGUUCCAGCCGGCGGCAGCCGUGACUCCCAGCAGGCGUCCGAUGCCGCUGCGAACAAAUUCAGGAAGUCAGGAAAUGGAAAGUCUGGGCGCAAGGAGCGCAUUGGCCAGCUCAGCUGCUCCGUAUCCAGCAUACCCUCCCAGGCCCUGUCUUCAGCAGGCUCCCACAAGCCCUCGGAAAUGCCUCCAGCAGCCACCGCCGAGGCGCGUCCUGGGAACCACAGCAGCAGCAACAGCAGCAGCAGGGCGUCCCCCACGCAGCGACGCAGUGGCACCGCGCCAGCUCCACUGGCGACGAGGGCCACCAAGAUCGAGCCAUCCACAGCCCCGGCGGCCGACGGACCCAACCAGAGAGCCUCCCGGCCGCUGCCGGCCAAAGUGUCCAAGAUUCCCACUCACGCGAGCCACGCGACCUCCCGGACAGCCACUUCCAAUGGCCCAAAGCACUAAGGGCCUUGUUUCGAAGGCGGCACCGUUCUUCGGAAUGCCCAUUUUUGUUGUACGUACGUACAUAUGUUGAGGUUCUUUCGCACCAUACUUAGCCAACCGUGCUACUCGGAGGUGCGGGGCAAGGACAACAAACUACACGCGAAAAGCAGUUCGAUAUACAUGAGUUUUCAAUUUAAAAUGUGAAGCCAUAUAAUGAUAUAUUUUACAGUAGUUUGACCAGUGAAGCCAGUCUUAACUGGGAGAAUUCUACAUCCAAGCGUAUUUGAUACCCACGAUUCCACCCGAGAAAAUUCCUGCAAGAACCAACAGUCUUCUAUGUGUGGUUCCCCUGUUAAAAUAUCCAAUGAAUUGAAUGAGAUCCUUACAGGAAAACUGCUAUGGAUGAUUCCUUGCAAUAAAAUGGGAUUCUAUUGAGAUUCUGUUGCAGAUUUCGCUUAGCUAAGCAUUGGCAAUAUCCUAUCAAUAGGCCAAAAUUGCAAUUGAAAUGCAUUACUAUGCUUCGAGCAUAGAAUUGGCCCGAUUCCAUGUUAAUUGCAAUGUGACAUUGAGGAUACGAGGUCCCAUAGGACCUGGAUGGGCUAGUGGAGGCUGGCCCAGGGACGGUGCUUACCCACAUCUGUAUAAGGGUAUUGCCAAGCCUAGCAAGGCAAGGCAGGCCCCACUAGCCCUACUCUCUCACCUGUAUGUCAUGAUAAAAUUAGGGUGGAAUUGGCCCAGUUUAAUACAAUAGACAUUUGCACAUGGUCCAGAGUGGUAGUCUCAGAGAUCUGGGUGUUAGUCCUGAACACGAUGAGCACCCUGAGGAGCUCUAGUCCUGAUUAUGCUUGGAUAUUUACGUACUCAAUUAAAUGUCAAAUGCUGCACUGGGAGGUAAAAAAAUGUCCUUGUGAAAGUUUUUAAGCAGGAUACUCUGUAUGUCAGUGCAUGAUGAGAGUCUGGAAAUGAAGUGGUUCAUUAUCUACUGGUCAACAUCUGACCCACCAGAGUUAUUGUCACUUGUGCAUACAACAGCCAAUAUUAUGUACUCUUCCCUCUUACACACGUCAUAGGGUAUGAAGAUUUCACAUCAGAAAACAAUAUAAUUGGACCCUAGCAUAAAGGCCUGUUAACUAGGAUGUCAACAUUAUAUUGUGAGUUUCUUUUUCAGUAAAGUAACACUGAUAACUUUGAACUCGUUUAUCUCUGGGUGGAUUAACUUGGUUGUGGCUUAACCUUGCUUGUGGCGUAUAAAAAUGUUUACACAUGCCCGAAAUUCAUUAUUCGCUGUUCCUUAAUCUAGAAGGGACAGUGACUCAGUGCAAACCAAUCGACAAGUAAACCCAUUGCUUUAAUAUAAACAUACGAUGCAUUGUCAACUAUUCUACAUAGGGAAACACUUUUGUCACCUAAAUUACAUGUUUUGCAUUAUCCUUUUUUGUGUUACCAGUGCCACUCCUCCACACCAUUACCCAAGAUAAUCCAGUUGAGGCAUAUGAAAUGUGAUGUUACAUGCACUGCCAUGGGUAUGUCUCAUUGCCUUUUAGGCAUCGGUGAUUCUAUUUCAUGAGAUUUAAGGAAUUGUUCUUGAUGACAAACAUUUUAUUGCCACGAGAGAAUUCUGCAUUAGUGCAAAUAACUAUUUUCCCUGUGGGUAGUAACUGCACCACGUUCCAAAAGCAAUACUUGCAAGGUACAAAUUAAAGGCGUGUGAAUUUAUAUCCACUGGAAUGCACAACUCGUAGAGUUCAUAUGUUGCAGAACCACUGGCUGAUUGUAAAACAAAUAUUUAAAUAAACCACAGCUCCUCGAGUUUGAGAUAAUUUUAUAUAUAUUGGGGGAAUGUUUUAAUGGUAGUGGUUUAGCGCUAAAUGUAACUUAUUUUAAAGAUAUUGAAUGAUGGCGAUGUCAGAAAUGGGGACGUUUGUGGGCAUUUGUUUUGUAAAUAGCUACCAAAGCCUGGUCGACAUACAAUGUUCUCUCUCUCUUAACUGUGAAGUAUUGUGCACGCACAAAGCAUAAAUUCCCCCGGGAAUGCAAUUCGACAACGCCACUAUUGAUGCGCAUUUGCACACGGAAGCAUUGGAACACCACGUGACCAUGCUUGUUCUUCACAGUUAAAGGUCAAGGAUAAGUCGGAACUGGCUGGUAUUCCAUCUUAUAUACAGAUAUCUCUAGAAAGCUCACACUGCAAUGAAUGUCAUACUUUUAUCAUGUGUUGUGUAUCUUAAGCAAGUGGUUUUAGCUUUGGGACUAUUAAGUAGCUGCAAUGUGAUAUCAGGAAAUGUUAAUAUUGGUCUGUGCUGGCGUUUGCCGUAGUUGUGCCGAUGUUCGUUUAGAGCAGUGUGGACAUAAGAGCCCCAGGCUGAUCAAGUCGCACUCUGUGGCUUUGCAAUAUUCGUCAAUAUAAUCAAAUCAUUGAAAAAGUUUGCUUUUUUUAAAAUGAGAUUUUUAACUUGUAACUUUUUACAAUUAUACUACGCAUUAUAAUAGGUCGUAAGAUGCAUGUCUCACAUCAUAUUGCCAGAUGUUAAGGUCUUUGCUAUAUGGGUGUUUGCUCUUUCAACAAUAAAGGUACAGAAUGACAAAACUCA
Petromyzon marinus (sea lamprey) is the source of this 12706-nucleotide messenger RNA. RefSeq names its product plectin-like. Gene Ontology annotation, molecular function: structural molecule activity; microtubule binding; calcium ion binding. The record is from RefSeq and is a predicted model, not a curated record. NCBI's taxonomy places the organism in Eukaryota, Metazoa, Chordata, Hyperoartia, Petromyzontiformes, Petromyzontidae. Gene Ontology annotation, cellular component: intermediate filament; cytoplasm; membrane. Gene Ontology annotation, biological process: wound healing; intermediate filament cytoskeleton organization.